Oldenlandia corymbosa var. corymbosa is the source of this 2379-nucleotide messenger RNA. NCBI's taxonomy places the organism in Eukaryota, Viridiplantae, Streptophyta, Magnoliopsida, Gentianales, Rubiaceae. The record is from the annotation of a GenBank genome assembly.
GGCCUCUGUUUCCGACCUUCCUCUUCCUACGCCAAAGGUGUCCAUAGUGUUCCCCUGACCCAAAUCAUCAAAAAGAUUAGGCUCUCUCUCCCGUAGAACCAAUUAUGGAUUGUUACAGUAGAAAAGUGGUUGAAGAUAAACUGAGGAUUUGAGAAAGAUGUCAAAAUCACACAAAUGCAAUAGAAACACACAACCAAAAGUCCACGCAAAGGCAAAAAUACUAUAAUUAGAGCCGACCAAACGCAAUUUGUUUAAUGUUACACUUCUUUUCCACAUUCAUGGUUUUCUCCGUUUCUCUUGUCCAACCAGCCUUUAGUAUAACCAAUAUUUUAUACCUCGCCGGUCGCUUUCAGAUAAAAGAAUGCAUCCUAUCAGCUCACGAGAGAAAUCGCAUUAAUUAAUUCCCAUUACUGAUGUUAUAGGGCAUCUAGCUAUAUUUGCUUCCCCCCCUGUGUUUAUGUGAUUUAGUAGUUUUGUUUUUUUAAUCCUGAAGGCCACUUUCUCAGGUUUCCACUUUUCACACUGCCCGAAAAAUAAACUUCACGAGUUUCGAGGUUUAAGGUUUCUUCAUUUUAGGACUGGGAAACAAGGUAUUCCUUGUGUUAUAUGUGUUGAUUGAAAUUAAUGAUCAAGUUGAAUAAGCUGGGUUUGAUCGUUCAAGAUUGGAUUUUUCUUGUUGUUGCCUUCUCCCCGAGUGAUAAUGAGUUGAGAAAGUAAUCAUGGGAUUCGGUAGCUGCUUUGGUGCAUUUGAUUCUUGUAAAGAAACGAGCAAAUCCCAUUGGCCUCAAGGUAAUACUAUACUUCUUUUUUUAAAAAACUUAUCUCUUGCCUUUUGUUGUUGAGUUGUUUAUUUGUUUCCUGAAUGGUUCAGAAAUCAAUACCGCGGGGAAUGUCAGGUUGUUUUCCUACAAUUCGUUGAGAUCAGCAACAGGGCAUUUUCACCAAUCAAACAGAAUUGGGGGAGGUGGUUUUGGGGUGGUGUAUCGGGUAAAAGAUUAUUGGUAGCAUUGAAGAAGGUUUUAGGAGAGACGAAUUUUUUUUCUGAACUCUUGAAGUGUUUUUGUUUAUGUUCUUUUUGGAAUUGCAGGGUGUUUUAAGAGAUGGAACUCGGGUUGCCAUUAAGCGUCUUUCUGCUGAGUCAAAGCAAGGGACUAAUGAAUUUCUCACAGAAAUUAAUGUGAUCUCCCAUAUCAAGCAUCCGAACCUCGUUCAAUUACUUGGCUGUUGCGUUGAGGGUAGUCACCGGAUAUUAGUAUAUGAAUUUAUGGAAAACAACAGCCUUGCCAGUUCUUUACGAGGUUCAAAGGGUAAAAUGCUUGAUCUGGACUGGCGAACAAGAGCUAGCAUAUGCAUGGGUACGGCUUCUGGCCUUGCUUUCCUACAUGAGGAAGUCCACCCGCGAAUUGUCCACCGAGAUAUAAAAGCCAGUAAUGUUCUCCUUGAUGAGAAUCUCAAUCCCAAGAUUGGUGAUUUUGGGCUUGCCAAACUAUUCCCAGAUAAUGUCACCCAUAUUAGCACAAGAGUCGCAGGAACCGUGGGAUAUCUUGCUCCAGAGUAUGCAUUAUUAGGACAGCUUACAAAGAAGGCAGAUGUAUAUAGCUUUGGGGUACUUGUGCUUGAGAUAGUAAGUGGCAAAAGUAGCAGCAAGGCAGCAUUUGGAGACGAUUUGUUGGUUCUAGUGGAAUGGACAUGGAAAUUGAGAGAUGAAGGCCGGUUACUAGAGAUUGUUGAUCCAGAAAUGGGGGAGUAUCCAAUAGAUGAAGUCACACGCUUCAUUAAAGUGGCACUCUUCUGUACUCAAGAAGCUGCACACCAAAGGCCUGGCAUGAAAGAAGUAGUGAAGAUGCUUUCCGAAGAUGUUAACCUCAAUGAAAAGUUGCUGACAGCACCAGGGAUCUACAGACCAAGAAAUAUGUGCCGUCGAUCAAGUGAAGACACCCUGCAGAUAACAUCCACAAAGGCGUUUAACAAAGGCGGCAGACUUUCAACAAUUCCUUUUGAUGAUUCACAGAACAUGUCGCAAUUGCAACCUAGAUGAUCGCGACUCCUUAGUUUCUGUAGUCUGCAUCAUGUUAGGUGAAGCAUUAGAUGAUUGUGAAGGGUGAUCAUGGCGCCGUAUCAGGUCACAAAAAAUGUACUCUCUGUCCAAAAAAAAAAAAAAACUAGUCUAGAUUGAGUUUGCACUAAAAACAAUGCAAAUUUGAGAAUGCAAUGUGGACUAUUAAUUUAGGACAAAGGUAAUAUAUGUUAAUAUGGAUGUUGGAGCCACAAUGCAUCCAACUAUUGUUUUUAUAGUAGUAUAGAUGAUUUUACCAUCUUCUAGUUCUGGGAAAUGAGUGCAAAUGUAAAGUCAUCCCGUUUCAACAUAGAAAUACAAAC